Eleginops maclovinus (Patagonian blennie) is the source of this 1095-nucleotide messenger RNA. RefSeq names its product family with sequence similarity 228 member A (gene fam228a). The transcript is spliced from 9 exons. The record is from RefSeq and is a predicted model, not a curated record. The coding region runs from base 103 to 1095 and encodes 330 amino acids. NCBI's taxonomy places the organism in Eukaryota, Metazoa, Chordata, Actinopteri, Perciformes, Eleginopidae.
GGACACCUGAAGGAGGCCUCUCCUUUUCCUCUCCUCUUCCUCCCUCUUCCUCUCUACGAGUCACCACCUCUGCUGGAGCCAGUCUCAGGGGACAGCAAAGGGAUGAGCACAAAGAAGAAGAACACCCCCAGUGGUGUGAUCACCUUCCACACACAUUUUCCUGUCAGCCUGCUGAAAUCAGAGGAGUGCAUGGUAGAUGGUAAAGGCACCACAGAGAUCAGAAAGACCCCCACGCAGCCAAGCAUGAGGAGGAGUAUGAGGAGCCCUGGUGAAUGUGUGAGAGCAAAGGGAAGCGAAGAGGCCUCACCCUCUGGGUCGCAGCCGGGGCCCAAACAGGGCUGGCUGUCUCACACCUCCCUCAGACGACUGCAGGCAAAGAUGGAGGCUGAAAAUCAACAGGUGAAGGACAUAAUCCAACCGAUACUGGAUAUGGAAAAUGGUUUUGUGAAGGAGUUGGAGAAGUUUCUGACUAGACGGGACUUCACACAGCUCAGGAGGAGGGAGCUGCUGCACAAGCGCUGGACUGAGCGGGUGUGGUUCCCCCUGCAGAGGCGGGUGGAGGAACAUGUGUCCAGCUGCAGCCCCGCGGAGGUCAAACGCUGCCAGAGCCUCUACCGUCACUACCUCCAUCACUGCAACACCAAGGGCUUUGUGUUUCUAGAACAUUAUGAUCUGAAGGAAUACGAUCCGCUUCUUCUCCACAUCAAAAUGCCACGCUACCUCAAGCUCGGUACGGCGGACUUAAAGGACCCAUUGUGCCUCCAUUUACAUGAAAGACUGAAGGGAAAGAGAACAGCUCCUUCCUGUGAAGCAGGAUGUACAUACACAAGGAGACAAGUAGAGAAGCUACCUCAGAGCAACAUCCUGCUACAGGCCUUUUCCAGUAAUCCAGUCACUGCAGCCAGAAAAGCUACAGCGGUGAAUGAAAGCAAAGGAAGGCAGUCUAGCAGUUUCGUCCACAUACCGUACCAGAUCAGUUCCAGCGCCAUGCCGGAUGGAAGGUGCCCUCCGACCGGCUGCUUGGUGUCCAAAUCUGGAUGUGCGCAACAACCAGCAUGUUUACAACAACUCCAGUCCUCACUUAGAUCUAAAUAA